CAAAACUUAAAUGUGAACUACGUCAUUCAAAAUUUCUUCUUUCUUUUCAGCAUAGAAGUUUAUUCGUUAAAUCAAAAGAAAAACUCAAUUUUUCUAUUGAAUAUUAUUUGAUUAAUUUCAUGGCUUAAGGAAAUAUAGAAUCCUUCUCCUUCUCAAAUUCUCCUAUAAAUCAACCCUUCACGUCAAAACUAGCUUGCUACACUUAACAUAUCAACCAAUGGGUCGUGUCACUACUCCAUCCGAGGAGGAUUCAAACAACGGUUUACCGGUUCAGCAACCCGGUACACCGAACCAGCGAACCAGAGUUCCCGUGAGUCAAUUCGCGCCGCCGAAUUAUCAGCAAGCUAAUGUUAACCUAUCUGUUGGGAGGCCAUGGAGCACUGGUUUGUUUGAUUGUCAAGCAGACCAAGCCAAUGCCGUUUUGACCACAAUUGUACCUUGUGUAACAUUUGGACAAAUAGCAGAAGUGAUGGAUGAAGGAGAGAUGACUUGUCCUCUUGGAACUUUCAUGUACUUAUUGAUGAUGCCGGCUUUAUGCUCUCACUGGGUGAUGGGAUCAAAGUAUAGAGAAAAAAUGAGGAGAAAAUUUAAUCUUGUGGAAGCUCCAUAUUCAGAUUGUGCCAGUCAUGUCCUAUGCCCUUGUUGCUCUCUUUGUCAAGAAUACAGAGAGCUCAAGAUUAGGAAUCUUGAUCCUUCUCUAGGUUGGAAUGGGAUACUUGCUCAAGGACAAGGACAAUAUGAGAGAGAAGCACCAAGUUUUGCUCCUACAAAUCAAUAUAUGUCUAAGUAAACAUUUGAUUUUAGUUGACUUCCAUAUUUAUUAAAACAUUAUUUGUGGACCAUUGUACAAUGAAAGUGUGCUAUAUUAAAAUUUGCAAUGCAAGUGUGAGAUUGAUAAUAUUUUUCUUUUCGUUUUGUGGUAGCUAUCUUAUAGAAUAAUUACAUCUGUAUUCUUUUGAAUAGCAAUAAAAAGGUAUAUUUGUGUUAGAAAAAUGAAUUUCGAUAAUUACAUUAGUGUAAUAUUUUUUUUCAAAGUUACGAGUUUGGACUAUAUAGAAAAGACUAGUUAAACCUGUUUUAAUCAUCAAAAAGAUUAUGGAUCAAAAGUCGAAAAUAUCUUAAGGUUUCAGUUUUCAAACUAUUAUUAUUUAUAUCUGUUCAUAUAAACAAUCUUAGAGGGAUCUUCCGAGAAAGUUCAAGUGUUUUGAGAAUCCAUAUUUUGAUUUUGACUUUCUCUAGUUUUCGUCUCUGUUUUGCAUUGAAGUUUUUUUCUGUUGACAAAAAAAGAAAGUAUCUUCCAAGAAAGAAAGAAAAAACUUACAAAAGGAUAUAUUGUGAAUGGAGUCCAUGAAAAAAAGUCUGUUGGCAAAACUAUAAAUUAUCCUUUCUAAAUAGCUGUUUAGAGGAAACACCAGGAAAAGAAGA
This is a messenger RNA of Arabidopsis thaliana (thale cress), 1425 nucleotides long. RefSeq names its product PLAC8 family protein. The transcript has 4 exons. NCBI's taxonomy places the organism in Eukaryota, Viridiplantae, Streptophyta, Magnoliopsida, Brassicales, Brassicaceae. Gene Ontology annotation, cellular component: plasma membrane. The record is from RefSeq and is marked reviewed. The coding region runs from base 218 to 790 and encodes 190 amino acids.